AUGACGUCUGCGCAAGAUAUCAGUGUGCUCAAAAAACAUAGAGCGAUCGUUAAAGGCGCGUGCACGCGGAUUCACACAUAUAUCGACGCGAUUUCUUUUGCCACUCCGGCUAUUGCUGCUCAGCUUGAGGAACGUAGAAUCAAGUUAGACGAAUAUUGGUCACAAUACAACGCAAUACAAGCGGAGAUAGAAUUGCUUGACGAAAAUGAGGGCAAUGACCGGAUCGGCUUCGAGGAAGCGUAUUAUUCGCUUUGCGCAAAGAUUCGCGAACUUCUUAAUCCAUUAUCAGCUCCGCGGGCGCAACCGACACAACCGUAUUCACCGUCUACGUCGAGCGCAUUCAAUCGAUCGGAAAAUCAUUGCAGUGUUAGAUUGCCCAAGUUGAAUCUUCCAACGUUUUCCGGCAAAUACGAUGAAUGGUUUCCAUUCUACGAUUCAUUUAAUUCAAUUAUACAUUCAAACGCGUCAAUCAGUGACGUACAAAAGUUACAAUACUUAAAGUCUACACUUACCGGUGACGCGAGUGGCGUAAUCAGUGCAUUAGAAAUUUCCGCCGCAAAUUAUCAAAUAGCAUGGGAUAUUUUAAAGGAACGUUAUGAUAACAGACGAAUGAUCGUUCACACGCACAUUAAAGCAAUAUUAGAUUUACCCUCGCUCACCAAGGAAGAUUCAACCGAGCUGCGUCGAAUCGCGGACGGGGCAAUCCGACAUGUUCAAGCCCUCAAGGCACUUAAAUGUCCCACGGCGCACUGGGACGAUCUGUUAGUAUACAUUCUAACCUCAAAAUUCGAUCCACGUACAUUACGAGAAUGGCAGUCCUCUUUAACAGGUACUGAAACUCCCACAUUUAAACAAUUUAACGAUUUUAUUUCUCAACAUUGUUUGGUGUUAGAGACCACAAACAAGGUCAGUCUCGCUUCCAAGGACACCAACAAAAAUUCACAAACCAACGCAAAACGACAAUCUACAUGUGCAGCAACAGUCAAAUCCAAGUGCAACUAUUGCAAGGGCGAGCAUCCCAUGUAUUAUUGCAAGGAGUUUUUGGCACUGCCAAUCAAGCAACGGGCGGUAGAGGUUGCAAAAUUUGCAAUAUCAAACACAAUACGUUGUUGCACCAGCUCGGCGGAGGAUCACUCCGGCACUUCCGGCACAGGGGAAUCAAGCAUACAAAAUUCCACGACAGCCGUGACGACACAUUCGUCGAACAUUCAAGGCAAAGAUCACAUAAUGCUUUCCACAGCUGUGGUCAAUGUCAUAGCCUCCGAUGGCACAUCACAUUCAUGUCGAGCUUUACUAGAUUCAGGAUCUCAAGCAAGUUUCAUUUCUAGACAACUCGCCGCAACUCUUGGUUUACCACUACGCCCGCUAAACGUCACAAUAUCUGGUGUCAACAGUACCUCAUCAAAUGCUACAAUGGCAACCAAGGUAACACUGCAAUCCAGAUUAAAUUCUUAUUGUAGGACGAUAGACUGCAUAGUAACAAAGCGGAUAACCGAGAAGCUUCCACUGACUACUUCAAGGCGUGGAGACUACAACAUUCCUCGAAACCUCAAGCUAGCGGACCCCCAUUUCAACGUUUCCUCCAAGGUCGACAUUUUGAUCGGAGCAGAAAUAUUUUGGGAGCUACUUUGCAUAGGACAAAUCGAGGCCACUCACAGCCAUCCAACUCUACAAAAAACGAGACUAGGAUGGAUUCUGGCUGGACGUCGCAGCAUCACAGCGGCGCCUGCAGAAAACGUGCGAGCAUUCACCACAGUCAUAUCCAAUGCUCAACUGCACGAUCAACUAACACGGUUCUGGCAAAUUGAACAUCUCGACAAUCAAGUCGUAAACAACAAGGACGAUGCUUACUGCGAGGAGCAUUUCGAAGCUAACGUGGACCAGAACGAACAGGGCAGAUACAUAGUAAAACUUCCAAUCAAGGAAGAAUUAAUCGGUAACCUUGGCAGCACAAGGGACAUCGCAUUACGACGCUUACAAGGAACAGAGCGUCGGUUCAUACGAGAUCCCAACUUAAGGGACCAAUAUGUCCGCUUCAUGGACGAAUAUUUAAAGCUAGGACACAUGAAGGAAGUCAGCGUGUCUCCACUUGAGGAUACAGCAUCUUUCUACUUGCCUCAUCAUGGCGUCUUCAAAGGCGCUAAACAAUCAUCCAAGAUUCGUGUCGUUUUCGACGCUUCAAGUAAGAGCGACACAGGAUUAUCAUUAAACGACGUUUUGAGAGUCGGCCCAGUGGUGCAGCAAGAUUUGAUGUCAAUCGUGAUGCGAUUCCGCACCUUCGUUCACGCUUUGAUCGCAGACAUCAUAAAAAUGUACCGACAGGUGCUCAUACACCCUUCGCAAACAUCUCUUCAAAGAAUUUUGUGGCGCAGCGACUCCAAGGCGGACAUCAAGACAUACGAACUGAUGACAGUGACCUAUGGCACGUCAUCGGCUUCUUUUCUCACAACCAGGUGCAUCAAACAUCUAGCCGAUCAUCACUCAUCUACGUUUCCCAUUGGAUCAGCGUGUAUAAGGCGCGACUUCUACGUCGACGAUCUACUAACCGGUGCAGACACCGUCCAAGAAGCGGAGACUCUUCGAGAUGAAACGAUCGAACUAUUAAGGCUAGGCGCAUUUGAGCUUGGAAAAUGGGCUUCCAACACCCCGGAAUUGCUGGACGCAACACUCAAUAAAAAUGACAAACCCGUUGUCAUCGACGACGACGAAAGCGCCCACAUCUUGGGGAUCAAAUGGAACGCCAACACAGACACGCUACAUUUUUCAUACGACCCGGUCAUGUCACAUGACGCAAUUUCAAAACCGAAAAUUCUAUCGGACGUUUCCAAAUUAUACGAUCCGUUAGGCUUACUUGGUCCAAUCAUCGUCAUCGCCAAGUUGAUACUACAAGAUCUCUGGCGAGCAGGCAUCGAUUGGGACGAGUCAGUUCCUCAGAACUUACACGCACGAUGGAUUACCUUCAAGUCGCAGUUGACGGAGCUCAACCGACUAGCAAUUCCCAGACACGUCAAAUACAGCAUUAAACGUCGACAUAUACAAAUACAUGGCUUCUGUGAUGCCAGUCAAAAUGCAUAUGGAGCCUGCGUGUACAUACGGACUGAGCUCGAUGCGAACAAGUAUCGUUCAGAACUUCUUUGCUCCAAAUCAAGGAUUGCGCCGUUGAAGGCUGUAUCAUUGCCAAGGUUGGAACUAUCUGCAGCGCUUCUACUGGCACGGCUGAUGGACAAGGUUCGAUUGUCAAUAGAUACGUCUGACAUCAAGGUGUAUCUAUGGUCGGAUUCAACAAUUACAUUGAGCUGGAUAUCCUCAGAAUCACGCAUGUUUUCAGUUUUCGUUGCAAACCGCAUAGGAGAAAUUCAACGGUUGACUCAAGCGACGGAUUGGCGACACGUACCGUCCGGUCAAAAUCCAGCCGACUUACUUUCACGAGGUUCAAAUCCAAGCGACUUAAUUCAUGCAACCACUUGGUGGAAGGGUCCCGACUUUCUGCAACACAAUGAGAAUUUCUGGCCCACCAAUCAAUUUCUACGUCAGGAGGACACCUCCGAACUUCGAAAAAUAUACGUUAACAUUGCAGUCGUUGACACCAGUGUCAUAGAAGACAUACUCAACAGUCAUUCAAACCUUGACAGAGCCUGUCGUGUUGUGGCAUAUUGCUUGAGGUUCUUACGAAGACCUGCAGGCAUUACAACACAUUUCGUCUCUCACGAAGAAACCACGGCAGCAUUGCAACUAAUGUGCAAGGUUGUGCAACAGCAUUCAUUUCCCGAGGAGUACAAGGCCUUGAGCAGCAACAAGAGCCUCAGUACAUCCAGCGGGAUUUUGACACUCAAUCCAUUUCUCGACGAUGGAUUAAUUAAAGUUGGAGGUCGAUUAAGGCAUUCAAAUCUAACACAGGACGCGCGUCACCCGGUGCUGCUACCGAAAAAUCACGAGCUAUCAAGACGAAUCAUCACGCAAGCGCAUGUUAAGCCUGUUCAUUCAGAAACCAUUAUGAGCUCCUUACCUCCUAGUCGCAUCACUGUUUGCCGACCAUUCUCAUAUUACGGCGUGGAUUACGCCGGUCCGUUAACUCUGCGAGAAGGAAAACGCAGAAACGCGCAUACUCACAAGGCAUACAUCGCCAUGUUCGUAUGCUUCGCUACCAAAGCGGUACACAUAGAACUAGUCAGUGAUUUAACCACCGACACGUUUUUAGCAGCCUUCAAAAGGAUUUAUAUCGCGCAGAGGAAAGCCUUCCCACAUGUGCAAAUAACAUGGAACUUCAUACCACCCAACGCUCCACAUUGUGGAGGACUCUGGGAAGCCACGAUAAAAUCGGCAAAAUUCCAUUUAUAUCGUAUAAUCAGCAAUGCUCAUCUAACUUUCGAAGAGAUGCAGACUAUUUUGUGCGAUGUAGAAGCGAUAUUAAAUUCACGGCCCAUCGCUCCAUUGAGCGAAGAUCCCAAUGACCUCGCUUAUUUGAGCCCCGGACAUUUUCUAAUCGGCACUACCGUAGACAGUUUUCCUUGCCACGAUUUGAGCGACAUAAGCGAAAAUAGGCUCGUUCGUUGGCAACGCGUAGAACAAUUAAGGCAACAUUUCUGGCGACGGUGGAGUUCAGAAUACCUCCACACCUUACAAGCGCGUUCCAAAUGGAAGAUUAGCAAGGGGGAUCAAUUAAAGAUCGGUCAAGUCGUAUUAAUAAAACAACAGGGGUUACACCCUCUGCAUUGGCUGUUAGGGCGCGUACAAGGCGUUCAUCCAGGCACAGACGGCGUUGUAAGAACCGCUGAGAUAAAAACAGCAAAGGGCAUUCUUACAAGACCGUUAACUAGAAUAGCAAUAUUACCUAUAGAUGACUCCAGCGAGAAACGCUAG
Messenger RNA from Cyphomyrmex costatus, 4860 nucleotides. RefSeq lists its product as uncharacterized. The record is from RefSeq and is a predicted model, not a curated record. The transcript has 4 exons. NCBI's taxonomy places the organism in Eukaryota, Metazoa, Arthropoda, Insecta, Hymenoptera, Formicidae. Gene Ontology annotation, molecular function: nucleic acid binding. The coding region runs from base 1 to 4860 and encodes 1619 amino acids.